This is a messenger RNA of Emiliania huxleyi CCMP1516, 609 nucleotides long. RefSeq names its product isochorismatase domain-containing protein. The record is from RefSeq and is a predicted model, not a curated record. Bases 1 to 609 code for a protein of 202 amino acids. The transcript has a single exon. Lineage: Eukaryota; Haptophyta; Isochrysidales; Noelaerhabdaceae.
AUGCGCCUCGGCCGGCUCACGCCCGAGAGGACGCUCUUCCUCAUCUGCGACGUCCAGGAGCGGUUCCGGCCGGCGAUCCACAAGUUCCCGGCCGUCGUCUCGGGCAGCCUCAGGCUGCUCGCCACUGCGCGGGAGCUCUCGAUCCCCGCAAUCGUCACCGAGCAGUACCCCAAGGGUCUCGGCCGCACGGUCGCGGAGCUCGACACGGCCUGCCUCGCCGAAACUGGCGGCGGCGUCUUUGAGAAGACGACCUUCUCGAUGCUCGCGGACGCCGCCGUCUCCGGCGCCAUCACCGGAGCCGGCCGCACCAGCCUCGUGAUCGCGGGGCUCGAGGCGCACGUGUGUGUCUUACAGUCGGUGCUCGAUCUGGUCGGCGCCCUCCCCGACGUCGAAGUCCACUUGUGCGUUGACGCCGUGUCCUCGGGCUCGCCCACCGACCGGCUCACCGGCCUGCGGCGCGCAGAGAGGGCGGGCGCCUUCCUGACGACGACCGAGGCGGUGAUGAUGGAGCUGAUCCGGAGCAAGGAGCACCCCUCCUUCAAGGCCAUCUCCGCCCUCAUCAAGGCGUCCAAGCUGCCCGCCUCCGAGGCCCUCGAGCCCGUGGCGUGA